GCCCCGCCCCCGCCUCCCACCGCCCAUUGGCUGCGAGAGGCCGGUGCGGUCCGCACUCGCGGGGCUCGUUUCGGUUCAGGCGCCGGAGCCGGCAGAUUGGCGUUGGCCGUCGAUAUGACGCCCGAAGACCCUGAGGAGACCCAGCCGCUUCUGGAGCCUCCUGGCGGCAGCGCGCCCCGCGGCCGCCGCGUCUUCCUUGCCGCCUUCGCCGCUGCCCUGGGCCCACUCAGCUUCGGCUUCGCGCUCGGCUACAGCUCCCCGGCCAUCCCAAGCCUGCAGCGCGCCGCGCCCCCGACCCCACGCCUGGACGACGAAGCCGCCUCCUGGUUCGGGGCCAUCGUGACCCUGGGCGCCGCGGCAGGGGGUGUGCUGGGCGGCUGGCUGGUGGACCGUGCCGGGCGCAAGCUGAGCCUCCUGCUGUGCUCCGUGCCCUUCGUGACCGGCUUUGCUGUCAUCACCGCGGCCCAGGACGUGUGGAUGCUGCUGGGGGGCCGCCUCCUCACCGGCCUGGCCUGCGGUGUUGCCUCCCUAGUGGCCCCGGUCUACAUCUCCGAAAUCGCCUACCCAGCAGUCCGGGGGCUGCUCGGCUCCUGUGUGCAGCUGAUGGUCGUCAUCGGCAUCCUCCUGGCCUACCUGGCAGGCUGGGUGCUGGAGUGGCGCUGGCUGGCUGUGCUGGGCUGCGUGCCUCCCUCCCUGAUGCUGCUGCUCAUGUGCUUCAUGCCUGAGACCCCACGCUUCCUGCUGACUCAGCACAGGCGCCAGGAGGCCAUGGCCGCCCUGCAGUUCCUGUGUGGCUCCGAGCAGGGCUGGGAAGAACCCCCAACUGGGGCCGAGCAGAGGGGAGCUCCUUGCAGGAGGGAAGAGAGAGAUCCUGAUGGCCAAUCUCCGUCAGAGCAGGGCUUCCACCUGGCCCUGCUGUGGCAGCCUGGCAUCUACAAGCCCUUCGUCAUCGGCGUCUCCCUGAUGGCCUUCCAGCAGCUGUCGGGGGUCAACGCCAUUAUGUUCUAUGCACAGACCAUCUUUGAAGAGGCCAAGUUCAAGGACAGCAGCCUGGCCUCAAUCAUUGUGGGUGUCAUCCAGGUGCUGUUCACAGCUGUGGCAGCCCUCAUCAUGGACAGAGCAGGGCGGAGGCUGCUCCUGGCCUUGUCAGGUGUGGUCAUGGUGUUCAGCAUGAGUGCCUUCGGUGCCUACUUCAAGCUGACCCAGGGUAGCCCUGGCAACUCCUCGCAUGUGGCCCUCUCAGCGCCCGUCUCCACAGAGCCUGUUGAUGCCAACGUGGGGCUGGCCUGGCUGACUGUGGGCAGCAUGUGUCUCUUCAUUGCCGGCUUUGCCAUGGGUUGGGGGCCCAUCCCCUGGCUCCUCAUGUCAGAGAUCUUCCCUCUGCACGUCAAGGGCGUAGCAACAGGCGUCUGCGUCCUCACUAACUGGCUCAUGGCCUUUCUCGUGACCAAGGAAUUCAGCAGCCUCAUGGAGGUCCUCAGGCCCUACGGAGCCUUCUGGCUCGCCUCCGCCUUCUGCAUCUUCAGUGUCCUUUUCACCUUGUUCUGUGUUCCUGAAACCAAAGGAAAGACUCUGGAACAAAUCACAGCCCAUUUUGAGGGGCGAUGACAGCCACUCACUAGGGGAUGGCGGGAGCCUGUGACUCUGAGCUCCACCCAAGCCCAGAGCCCCUGCCUGCCCCAGGGGAGCCAGAAUCCAGGAGCACAGCCCCUUGGAGCCUUGGUUUGCAGGGUCUCUCCUUCGUGUCUAGCUGCCUCCUGUUCCAGUUCCUGCUGCUGCUCUGUGGACUCGGGAUUACCUUGGAGCUUUGCAGACCUGCAGUCAGCCCUCCACACAUGACACUAAAGCAGCAGAAGGAGAGGUGGGCCUCUGGGAUCUUUGUCUUCUGGCUGGAGGUGCUUUUGGAGGUUGGGUGCUGGGCACCUGGUCGCUCCUCUCAUGUGGCUGCCUUAUUGGGGAGGAACUUUGUUUGCCAAAUAAAGAUUGACAGAAAACCA
This is a messenger RNA of Callithrix jacchus (white-tufted-ear marmoset), 1997 nucleotides long. It is a transcript of the gene SLC2A8, whose product is annotated as solute carrier family 2 member 8. NCBI's taxonomy places the organism in Eukaryota, Metazoa, Chordata, Mammalia, Primates, Cebidae. Gene Ontology annotation, biological process: D-glucose transmembrane transport. The record is from RefSeq and is a predicted model, not a curated record. Gene Ontology annotation, cellular component: membrane. Gene Ontology annotation, molecular function: D-glucose transmembrane transporter activity.